This is a messenger RNA of Podarcis raffonei (Aeolian wall lizard), 2886 nucleotides long. RefSeq names its product DnaJ heat shock protein family (Hsp40) member C16 (gene DNAJC16). NCBI's taxonomy places the organism in Eukaryota, Metazoa, Chordata, Lepidosauria, Squamata, Lacertidae. The record is from RefSeq and is a predicted model, not a curated record. The transcript is spliced from 15 exons. The coding region runs from base 174 to 2510 and encodes 778 amino acids.
AUUUGCGAGCGCCCUUCCUGCCCACUCCGCCCCACAGAGGCGCCCCCUUCUCUCCUCCCACCCGGCGGCGGCGGCGGCUGUCCUAAGUAGCCACGUGACUUGGGGGUUUGAGCGGGAGGGAUGACUCUCUAGCCCUCCCAGGCCCUUCUCUCUGGUUGCCUGCAGGGGAAAAAAUGGAACUGAAACGGCUAAGUGUCUCCCUGGUUGUGGUUUUGUUCCUCGUCCUGGUCCUGCAGAUCUUGUCUGCUGUCGAUUUUGAUCCAUAUCGGAUCCUUGGAAUCAGCAGGACAGCUAGUCAGGCGGACAUUAAAAAGGCCUAUAAGAAGCUUGCCCGGGAAUGGCAUCCUGACAAAAAUAAGGACCCAGGAGCAGAAGAUAAGUUCAUACAAAUUAGCAAGGCUUAUGAGAUCCUGUCCAAUGAGGAAAAGAGAUUAAAUUUUGACCGCUAUGGCGAUGUGGGGGAGAACCAGGGCUACCCCCAUCAGCAACAGUCCCAGCACCGCCCGUUCCACCACUUCCACGAGAGCUUUUAUUUCGACGAAUCCUUUUUCCACUUCCCGUUCAACUCGGACCGCCGCGACUCCUCCGACGAGAAGUACUUGCUGCACUUCUCACACUACAUCAACGAGAUUCUGCCCGACAGUUUCAGAAAACCCUACCUCAUCAAGAUCACGUCGGACUGGUGCUUUAGCUGCAUCCACAUUGAGCCCGUGUGGAAGGAGGUGGUCCAGGAACUUGAAGGGCUGGGAGUGGGGAUUGGCGUUGUUCAUGCUGGCUAUGAGAGGCGCUUGGCACAUCACCUAGGAGCACACAGUACGCCAUCCAUCCUGGGACUUAUCAAUGGGAAAAUUACCUUUUUCCACAAUGCAGUUGUUCGGGAGAAUCUGCGGCAGUUUGUGGAAAGCCUACUUCCCGGUAACCUUGUUGAGAAGAUUACAGAUAAAAACUACGUCAGAUUCCUGUCGAACUGGAAGAAAGAGAACAAACCCCAUGUGCUUCUCUUUGAUCACAUGCCCCUCGUCCCUCUGUUAUACAAGCUGACGGCGUUUGCUUACAGAGAUUACCUGUCCUUUGGAUAUGUGUACGUUGGGCUCCGAGGUACAGAAGAGCUGUCCAGCCAGUAUAACAUCAACGUCUACACGCCCACCAUGAUGGUGUUCAAAGAGCACGUCGAUAAGCCUGCUGAUGUCAUCCAGGCCCGAGGCAUGAAGAAACAGCUUAUUGAUGACUUCCUGUCUCAGAACAAGUUCCUCAUGGCAUCUAGGCUCACCAGCCAGAAGCUUUUUCAGGAGUUGUGUCCUGCGAAAAAGUCUCACAGGCAGCGCAAGUACUGUGUGGUCUUGAUUACCGGCGAGGGCGAUAAAUACACUGUGAGCUAUGAAGCCUUUCUGGCUUUUGCUCUGGCCAACACGAAGGACACCCUGAGGUUUGUGCACAUCUACAGCAACUACCAGCCGCAGUUUGGGCACACUUUGCUGAUGGACGACGAAAGAUUCCACGGGAAGUCAGCUGUGGUCAUCUUGGAGAGGCGCAACAAUGCUGGGCGAGUAGUCUACAAAGCCCUCGACGAACCCUGGAGCGGCAGUGAAGAGGACAACUUCAUUCUUCUGGACCUCCUGGAUCAGCUGAGGACAGACCCAGGCAUUCUCUCUUCUGAUACCAUCCUGCCAGACUUAAACGAUGAACUUGCUCCUGUUUUCUUCCUCCGAUGGAUCUAUUCCGCCAUCGACUAUAUAUCAGACAGCUGGGACAGCCUCUUUCACAGCAACUGGAGAGAAAUGAUGCCCCUCUUAUCGCUGAUAUUCUCAGCCCUCUUCAUCCUUUUUGGGACUGUUAUUGUUCAGGCUUUCAGCGACUCGAGCGACGAGAGAGAUUCGCCUCCCGCCAAGAAGGAUGAAAACCCUCCGAAGGGCGAGAAGAACGACACAAGUUUCACCAAAGAUAACAGGAUCCCCAAGAAGGGCUUCGUCGAAGUGACCGAGCUGACAGAUAUCACCUACACAAGCAACCUGGUGCGCCUGAGGCCUGGGCACAUGAACGUGGUCCUGAUCCUUUCCAACCCCACCAAGACGCCUCUCCUGCAGAAGUUUGCCCUGGAGGUCUACACUUUCACUGGGAGCAACUGCCUCCACUUCUCCUUCCUGAACCUGGACAAGCAUCGGGAGUGGCUGGAGUACAUCCUGGAGUUUGCGCAAGACGCCGCCCCCAUCCCCAACCAGUACGACAAGCACUUCCUGGAGCGCGACUACACGGGCUACGUCCUGGCCCUGAACGGGCACAAGAAAUACUUCUGCCUCUUCAAGCCUCGCAAGUCGGAGGAGGACGGGGAUGCCCCGGGGAUGCCCUGUGAUGAAUCUGACCUGGGGGAGGUCCGUGGGAAGUCUUCCUCUUGCAGCCCGGGGGCGAGGUCGGUGAAAAACAAACUCAACAAGCUCUCCCUGUGGAUGGAGCGUUUGUUGGAAGGGUCCCUGCAAAGGUUUUAUAUUCCCUUGUGGCCUGCGCUAGACUGAAAAAACAACAGCAGCGGCAUAAAAUUUUGAAAAAGGAAAAAAAGAGUUUUUUCGAAAGAGAAUCUCUAUCUCAGCAGAGACGUUGAAAGAGGACAACUGCAAGCAUCUCUCUUUCUGGAGUGUCGGAAUAGAUGGUAGCUUUUUAGAUGAAUCCUCCUAGGCCCAAUGAGUUAGAAACAUCCUUCCCGCGCCUUUGACCUAGGAGCGAUCGUGGCGGCGAAUGCACUGGCGCCUGCUCUUCGUACCAAAUGGUUUGAAUGCUUGGAAGCCGUACAAUCGAAACUGGUUCACAGUCGGUGCCCCUGUCCCCCACCCCACCCCCCGCUGUCCCAGCCUGCUCCAGUUCCGCCUCUGGGUUUUUCUCCAAAGUCGAUGA